GUCAGCGGCGUGCGCCGCUCAUUCCUACAUCCGAGCUUUCCUCGUAAACAUCAGUUAUUUAAAGAGACUAUAAGCCGACUCAAUCGGUCAGUGAGUGUGUGAAAGAUCAAGUGGUUCCAGUUAUAAUAUUUCACAUAAAUAUUAUCGAAAAUGGCUGACAGUGGUACCAAGCGUAACAUUCCCAUUAAACUCGGUGACUUCAGCGUCAUUGACAGCGAAUUCUCCAACAUCCGCGAGCGUUUCGACGCCGAAAUGAGAAAAAUGGAGGACGAGAUGGCUAGAUUCAGGAGCGAACUUAUGAAUCGCGAGAGCAACAAUUUCUUCAAAACAACAACUAGUAUUUUCAAAUCGGAUUGGAUGAGGGAUAAGGUUGGGAAAUUGACACUGGAUGAAAAUCUCUAUCCACCGCGUCACAAAACCGUCAUUCGAUAUGGCCGGCAUCACACGAGCACCAGUGAGCAUCGUACCUCGACGACCUCGAGGACUGAGGGUUGGGACAAAGUUGAUCCUGCCGCGCCAUCAAAACGUUCCGCGUUCGACAAGACUUUCACCAGUACCACAACACACAACACCCAGAACAGUUCUUUGAGUCCUCAGCAAGACUCUCGCACCUGGUUGGAUGGCCUCAACAGUCCGUUGAUUCAGGAUGAAGGAGACAACAAAACCCUUAAACUUCGAUUCGACGUAUCCCAGUACACACCAGAGGAAAUCGUUGUCAAGACUGUGGACAAUAAACUCUUGGUCCAUGCUAAACACGAAGAGAAAACAGAGAGCAAAUCUGUAUACAGGGAGUACAACCGUGAAUUCCUGUUGCCAAAAGGCACAAAUCCCGAGACAAUUAAAUCAUCACUCAGCAAAGAUGGUGUACUGACUGUCGAAGCUCCACUUCCAGCACUUGGAUACGGUGAAAAACUCAUCCCAAUUGCCCACCAAUAAAUUACAACAAAAAAACUUAAUUACUCACAUUGCCCUAUUGAAUUACUCCUGUAUACCUAUGUUUCCAGUCUUUUAUUUCCCCCAGAGUCCAACCUUCGGUAUUCAUGUCUCCCAUUUAUCCAUCAAAACGUUUGGAAAAUGUAUUAUCUUUGCCAACAAGAGCCUCAUCGCUGUUGUUAAUUGAUGUUUGCUAUUACGCCUUAAAAUUUUUAAUAAAUGAAAAUUUAUAAAAGUUUAUGUUGAUGGUGUGAAUUCAAAUGAUACAGCAACUCCAAUCAAUCAGAAUAUUUCAGAGUCCGUUGGACUUGAUAAGGUGCAUGACUUUUUCAAAUCAGAAUAAAUACUUUAUACUUUUCAAUACACGAAACGACUGCUUUUCCAAGGUUUUACUAUUUAUAAAAUCAACACUGUUGAAAUUUUCUGCUUGAAAUUUCCCAUGGAAGAUUUUCGGAUUCCAAGGGAGUCUUCGAAUUAUCAGGGUUUUACAGAAAAUUAUCAAGAAAUGAAAAUUCUUUUCAUGGAGAACUGAAUAUUCGUGUUACAUUGUCCAAAAAUUAAUAACUCUUUCUACAAUUUCAUGGCAUCUUGUAAUUUUUACAAUUGCGCCUAAAUAUGUAACUUUUUGGAAAUUUCGUUUCUUUUCCUUGUAAUUUCCUUCAAAACCCUGAAAAUUUGGAAAUUCUUUGAAGUUCAAAGAACUUGUAUCACAAGUUUCAGUCAGAAAUUUUAAACGUCGUCCAACAUAGAGUAGAAAUUGAAAUAAAGUCCAACGGUCUAAAGCUUAAUUGAAAGUAACAGUGGGAAAAAUGGUACACAAAAUUAUAUUCGUAACUUAUAUUUGCGUUUAGAAUAGACUAUACGUUCAAAAGACUAAAAACACAAAUGCCUAGCGUAUUUAAGCAUUAUAAUAUUAAUAUUAUUUAUGGAUAUUGGAAUAUUUUCCAUGCAUAAUGUUUAAAAAUUAUUGGCAGAGUUGAGGAGAAAUUGAAUAAAGAUAUAAAAUUUAAAAGUAA
Diachasma alloeum is the source of this 1949-nucleotide messenger RNA. RefSeq names its product alpha-crystallin A chain. The record is from RefSeq and is a predicted model, not a curated record. Gene Ontology annotation, molecular function: protein folding chaperone. NCBI's taxonomy places the organism in Eukaryota, Metazoa, Arthropoda, Insecta, Hymenoptera, Braconidae. The transcript has 5 exons. Gene Ontology annotation, biological process: response to heat; protein refolding. Bases 151 to 936 code for a protein of 261 amino acids.